CUCGCCUUCCUUACUUUUCACUUUUCUAUAAUUUUCAUUUAUAUAACACCUUAGAGUACAUACCUAAUAAGUGAAGAUUUCAUCUUUGCGGAAUCCGCUGUAGUGGCACUAUCCCGAGACCCAAUCAGAAGCCGCAAAACUCUGAAGGUCUGAAUCGGGCGAGGCACCCUUUAUUUUCGAGAUCAAGUCCCCGGUCAUCUCCAUCACCAAAGCACCGGCUUUAGCUCAGAAUGUCUUCCCACGAGGAACAGUUUCCUCGUAACAAGAGGAGAAAGCUAGAUAAUGCUCAGGAUGCCGAGGCCCCUGCUACCAUAUCCUCUCACACGCAACUCCGUGCGGCCCUGACUUUUCAACAGAAUGUUAAUGAAUCCAAGCAAGGUAUAAGAAAAUUUAAGGACUUUCUCACGUCCAUUGGACAGGCCGAGGACGAGGGCGAAAAAGCCAACAAGUUCCGCAUCCUUAAAGCGUAUUGUGAUUCGCAAUUCUCAAAGACGAAUGAGAAUGACGCAGUGUGCUUUCCCGACCUGAUCCAGACUUGGAGUUUUGCAGACAGCAAUAACAACGAGUCGUUGUUGACCGUGGUCCCCUCCAUCCUAGCUCAAUUCUUCAAGUCAGUGUCCAGUAAUUUGGAAUUCCGGGAAUUCGGAGUGGCACUAUGCAAGCACCUCGUCCAGAAAGAACAGCUGAGGCUUUUCAACCGUGGCUUGACAGCCACCAAGUCAAAGGAGCAUCUAAUCUCCCCUUGUCUCCGUCUUCUUACGGAGAUGGUCAGCUUCGAUGGUGGAGCUGCGGCGCGCCACGUCCAUGCCGCCCGGUAUAUCACGUUCAAACGCAUCGAGGUCUUUCUUACCCCUAAUAAAGCCCAGCUGGAAGAAGUGUCCGAGGCUAGCAGACCCACUCUGCGGAGGAAUGCUCAGAAGUAUGUCCUUGCGAACUUCAGAUUCCUGCAGUCAGCUGCGAAGAGUGAAGUUAUCGAGCAACACAAAGUCAUCAGAGCGUUCCUUGAGUACAUUCGCAAAGACCCAAGAGACAUCGUCUUGGAGAUCAUCAAGUGUGUGGACAAGGAUAUUAUCCAAGAUGCUUCGAUUUCUCGCAUUGCAAAGAGCAAAUUCUUCAGCCGAUGGAACCUGGAGCGACUUGUUACCCUCUAUGGUUACGAUCGUGAAUCAGAGGAGCCCAAUCCAACGAAUGUAUCCACUGCAGACGAGAUCCACAAAAUUUUGAUGAACCUUUGCACGAACACCGAUCUCGGAGUUUUGCUCCCAGAGAAUGGUUGGUACCCACAGGGAAGUGAUCCCGAGUCGCUCCCUGUGGACGAUGAUACGUUGAUUGAUUUGGGACUUGAUUCUGCUGUCCAUGUUGACAAAUACAGCCAGACUGUGCCUGUUCGUAAUGGAACUCUGUCUUAUCUGAUCCAGACUCUCCGCCCCGAUGCCGAUAGUCUCCAGAUCGAGUUGCUAGUGGCGAUUUUCAAGGCGGCCCCGGAGCUUGUUGCUGAUUUCUUCACGAAGAAGACGAUGUUCAUUUCCGACCCAAAGCCAACCCCGUCCUGGCUGGCAGAAUCCGCGCUUCUUUUCUCUACUGUACAGUUGCCCGUACCUACGAACUGUGGUUGGAAGGAGAAGUUGCCCCCGACACCGCCCCCAGUCUCUGUGGUCAUUGAGAAUGUGCUUCCACGCCCGCUGACCCAGAAAAUCCUCACCCGCUGCCUGAACUUGAACGCUGAGAUUGUGACCCUGUUUGCGGUUCGAAUCUUGACAAUUGCCUUCAACAAGCUACGGGCUGUUCUGAAGAUCUUCAAUGCUGAUCAUGGGGUUACCCAGCCACUGUGGACGCAGGCGGCAAGCAAGCUGAUUGCUGAGUUCAGUCGCCGGUGCCCUGGAGUAAAGGAGGUUAUACUUCUCUUCAAGAGAACGGACAAGGAGGAUUUGCAACAGCAGGAUGCUGUUUCAGACCUUCUGGCUUCGUUUUAUGAAGUGAUCCCGGACGCUGCAUUUGAGGAGGGGCUCGAUGUGUCACUGAUUUUGGUUGACAUCCUGAAACGACUGGAUGAGCAGAACCUCGACGAGAAUGAUUCCGAAUCCUUGCUGAGCCAAUUGCAAAAUAUCCUAAGAAUUAUACAGCAGUCAUCAUCCAUGCGUUGGUGGCAGCAGCCAGGGUCUAUGCAAUAUUCGGCUUUCACAUCAAUCCUGAAAGUUCUGGCCGAAGCAGCAUCCAAAGAAUCUCUGAGUGAGAUUGACAGCCUCCUACGGACAGUUCUUACUGAACACUCCGUCUUACAGCACCCUUCAUCAUUCCCCGCACUUCUGUCGAGCUUCGACGCUUCAGACUCGGAGAGGCUCCAGCGUCAAUUGUCAUUUUUCGACAACUGUGCUUGCCGUAUUGCAAAGAAGCCGGUUCACUACCAAGAUCUUCAGAGCUCCUUGUUCCAGGGUGGUUCAAGCCCGGUCAGCCCUCUCGUGGCUGCUAUCAUCGAACAGUGGCCCUUUGUGGUCAAGUCCGGAGACGCCGAUUCCGAGAGCGCAGUGGUGGCCUGGAUCGCCAAAGCCCUUGCAAAUUUGAAGCGCGCCGGAGAAGACGGCAAGACAUUGAAGACUGCCCGAGACAAGCUGGUGGACAGCGCCGAGAACAAGAAGUCGAGAUCGACGCUCAAGAAAGCACUGAAAGAUACUGAGGAUGCUGACAAUGAUCAUGACAUGGACGCUGAUGAUUCGCCGCAAGACGCCGCAGCCACCGCUGGCAAGGAAGAAGUAGAUCUAGAUGAAGUUUUCGGCACCUUACCAACGGAGGGUACCACCCAUAAUGGGCUGCGCCGAUGGGAAAAGGAUGACAUUGAAAUUGCUGUGGAGCAAGGCCGGAUAGCCGAUUUGCUGCUCUGCCUGUGCUCAGAACAUGAAGAAGUCCGGAAGCAGGCAUUUUCGAAUACAGUUCGCUUCAUGGCUAAGCUCAAGGAGUCUAACUACGCAGAAUGGCGAUCAGUCUACAUCCUCACUGGAGAGCUUCUCGAGACUGUCAAGCAGAUCGGCCUUGAAUCUCCGGUUCCAUGGAUUGUCGGGGAAUGCGCUUCCAGCUGUCUCGCUGUUCUUACGAACCCCAUGCAUAAGAUGUAUGGAAAGGUCAACAAGUUCCUGCAAAAGGCUCCUUCCUGGGAGCCGGAGAAGAUCCCGUCCUACUGGAUCGACAAGAUCUUCCUGAAUGAGCCCGAGCUUGACGACGGCUAUUUUGACGAGACUAGCUGGCUUCUAGAUCUGCUUAUCAAGGGCCUUCGCACUGAAGCUGAUAUGGAUAUUUACCGCCGCGCGAAUGUCUUCGAGAGAACACUCUCAUUCUACGAGUCGCCUAGUGCAGGCCACUCUGCCAAGAGAAAGGUCUUGCAGUUGGUGUAUCGCUCGACUCAAGUACGGGGAAGCACGACGCUGGUCACUCGAGCAGGCAUCCUCAGCUGGAUCCAAAGUCAGAUUCCGGCUGUGACGGCCAAGGACACCCAGACUUUCACGGCCAUUGCUCAGUCCUUGAAGGAAACGUCGGACGGUGAUCGGGUUUCCAAGUGGAGUGGAGGUGCCGCCUUGCGAGCGGUGGAGAACAUUGUGGGCUAGACGCAAGAGCUGUACAUGGUCUAGGUCCUCGGCUGGAUAUUAAUUGGCAUCUGAUUUAGGGCAUCUAGAGCCAGCUGUAUCGAUAUGUUUGGACCGUUCUGGAUAGCAGAUGAUAGGUUGAUUUGAUUUGCAAUUGUAUCUGUACACUCGGG
This is a messenger RNA of Aspergillus ibericus CBS 121593, 3748 nucleotides long. RefSeq names its product NPA1/URB1 family protein. The transcript has 5 exons. Gene Ontology annotation, biological process: maturation of 5.8S rRNA from tricistronic rRNA transcript (SSU-rRNA, 5.8S rRNA, LSU-rRNA); maturation of LSU-rRNA from tricistronic rRNA transcript (SSU-rRNA, 5.8S rRNA, LSU-rRNA). The record is from RefSeq and is a predicted model, not a curated record. Lineage: Eukaryota; Fungi; Ascomycota; Eurotiomycetes; Eurotiales; Aspergillaceae. The coding region runs from base 231 to 3596 and encodes 1121 amino acids. Gene Ontology annotation, cellular component: nucleolus.